This is a messenger RNA of Scylla paramamosain (green mud crab), 414 nucleotides long. RefSeq names its product protein krueppel-like. Gene Ontology annotation, molecular function: RNA polymerase II transcription regulatory region sequence-specific DNA binding; DNA-binding transcription factor activity, RNA polymerase II-specific. The coding region runs from base 1 to 414 and encodes 137 amino acids. The transcript has a single exon. The record is from RefSeq and is a predicted model, not a curated record. Lineage: Eukaryota; Metazoa; Arthropoda; Malacostraca; Decapoda; Portunidae. Gene Ontology annotation, biological process: regulation of transcription by RNA polymerase II.
AUGACAAGUAAGAUGAAGCCUCCUCCACAGGUGGAGCGGGAAGCUAACUUUGAGUGGACUGAUGGCAGAAGAACAGAAGAAGAUUGGCAGAGCUCCACAUGCAUCAGCAAUAAUCUGAGGAGCAAUGCCUUAAGGCAGACAGGGGAGAAGCCUUACACUUGCACUUUUUGUUCUUAUAGAACCUCGAGGAAAGCUCUCUUAGAGGAGCACAUCAACACACACACAGGGGACCGGCCAUUCUCGUGCCCUUACUGCCAGUACAGUUCCUCCCACAAGAGCAUCCUGAAGGCUCAUAUACGGCGCCACACAGGCGAGAAGCCGUAUGCCUGUGCUCACUGCCCCUACCGAGCCACACAGAAAUCAACCUUAAACAGUCACAUGCUGACUCACAAGGGAAAGGACCCAGUGGCCUGA